AUGAAGACAACGAUAAUCAAUCAAAAAUUAACUGAACAAAUUCAUUAUCUGAACCUGAUGAACAGUAUCGAGGAAUUAAAACUGAAAAUAGAAAGAUUACAGUUGGACGAACCAGAUGUUACGAAUAUGAAGGCACGGAUGUAUGAUUUGCAAGUAUGCUCGGAUGAAAUCGACAUGCGUUACAAAGAAUACAUCACGUACAGCAAAAGUCAGUCACUGUACGAUAAAUCAACGCUGGAAAAUUAUUAUACAGAAGUGAUGAACGAAAACAAUGGAAUUCCCAAGUUGCUUUUCAAGAUCCAUGAGCAGGUAGUUGGUUUGGGUUAUGGUAGUUUACUCAACAUAAUAGACAGAUACAUAGAGUACAUAGACCCGUACUGCGAAAAGACAAAAUCCCGACAGCGAUAUUUCUAUGAUCUUUUUCUCUCCAUCAUGUCAUACGAGACAAAAGGAUUUUUGGUCUUGGAGUAUGCCUACGCGUUAAAAAGGGAAUUGAAAAACAAAACUAUGGUGCAAGAGUUCAAGGAUGUGCACAGGCUUUAUCAUGAAAGAGCCAACGCUACUUUUCUGGCCUUCAAAGAAAUCAUGUCUCGUUCUGAGCAGAUUAUGUGGAAAUGCGAUCCAAUAAAACACACCAAAAAUAAAUCGUAUGCCGAGUUGAGAAAUGUUUUUCGCCGAGUAUUUUAUGACGCUCAAGAAUUUCACUCAAACUUCUCGCCAUUUCAUUGCGACUCGCUACAAUGUCCAACAAUCACUAAAAAAAAACGUGUCCAACCUGUUUGUCAAGGGAAUAAUUGCUUCUUUCAGCAGCGUCAUUGUAGCAACAUAGUUAGAUGUAGGCAGCUUUUGAAAAAUGAAGCUUACGACGUGUGCGUUUUGAAAAAUCAAGAUCACGGUCGCCGAUACAGUUACGUUAACAAAGAAACUUCAGAAAUAUUUGCGGGCCAUCCCAAGUGUGAUGGUCAAUUCCGAACAGUGUAUAAGGUUAUACAAUCGUACCCUGGGAGUAUCGUGGAUACGGAAUGUAACGUAUGUGACUGUAUAUGCGACGAAUCGGAAAACUCUGAUCGGUACAUCAGCCUCCGACCGGUCACAUCUGACGUUCACAAUAACUAUGUCGUUACUGGAGUACGAUUUCAGGUGGUAAAUCACACGCUUUACAUUAAGAUACAAGAGGGAGAAUUGUUGCCAUUUGGGUUCAUCCAUGGCAGUUCCACCAGGUGGAAGGAUAUUGAGGCUGCAACCGAUGUUGAAGACUACUUGGAUGAAAUCGGUAUUAAUUUACUUCAAAAGACAAGGAAACAAAAACGAAAUUUAUAUCCAACGUACCAAACUGAAUGGUCCAAGUUUCUCAAGUAUGGAGGCUACUCCAUUAAACUACCAAAAUGGUAA
Copidosoma floridanum is the source of this 1392-nucleotide messenger RNA. RefSeq lists its product as uncharacterized. The record is from RefSeq and is a predicted model, not a curated record. Lineage: Eukaryota; Metazoa; Arthropoda; Insecta; Hymenoptera; Encyrtidae.